AUGAUUAAAGCAACGAAAACUAAAGCGAUACCGAUAGCGGCGCCUCCUAAUCAUAAUGUAGCUAUUGAAGCUCCGAUGUAUUUAGCUGCUAAUGCUAAUUGCACAAUAAUUAAAUUUAUUUAA
Messenger RNA from Debaryomyces hansenii CBS767, 123 nucleotides. Its product is annotated as DEHA2E05962p. The coding region runs from base 1 to 123 and encodes 40 amino acids. The transcript has a single exon. The record is from RefSeq and is a predicted model, not a curated record. Lineage: Eukaryota; Fungi; Ascomycota; Pichiomycetes; Serinales; Debaryomycetaceae.